Messenger RNA from Scophthalmus maximus (turbot), 5254 nucleotides. RefSeq names its product sodium/potassium/calcium exchanger 3. Lineage: Eukaryota; Metazoa; Chordata; Actinopteri; Pleuronectiformes; Scophthalmidae. The coding region runs from base 493 to 2325 and encodes 610 amino acids. Gene Ontology annotation, cellular component: membrane. Gene Ontology annotation, molecular function: calcium channel activity; calcium, potassium:sodium antiporter activity. The record is from RefSeq and is a predicted model, not a curated record. Gene Ontology annotation, biological process: calcium ion transmembrane transport; intracellular calcium ion homeostasis. The transcript has 17 exons.
CCUGUUCGUUUUAGUGCUGGUUGGGAGUUUAGUUCAGGAGCUGACAAGCAACACGAACAAAAAAGAAGGCAGACUUGCUUGUCGCCGCCUGGCGGCCACACGGAGCAGGAGAGAGAGAGAGAGAGAGAGAGAGAGAACGCGCUCGGAGCAUGUCGCCUCCCGUGGCUGCACCUCACUGCUCUCGACCUUUCAGACUCCACACGUGAACGGUUUGUUCUUCUUCUUCUUCUCUGAACGCGUUGCCUCGCCGCGCGGCUCGGGCGGACUGAAGCGCCGCGGCGUCGGACCGGAGGAGCAGCUGCUCUCUGCUGGGAUUCCUUCUUUCUCUUUUUCUUUUUGGACACAACUUGUGGGCUGAGAAGUCGCCCCCGCCGUGGCCCGCUGGUUUGUUCGGAGCUGUUGUCGCAGAGAAAGUGUGAAACAAGUGUCAGAGGGGGAGGAGGGGGAGACGAGCAACAGAUGAUUUUCCGAGGAUAUGCGGCCGGCUGAGGAAUGAGAGCAGCUGCGAGGCACCGGCCGUCCUUCCAGCGGUUCUGCUGCUGUGGACUCGUGCUGGUCGCCGUCAUCUGGCUCGCGCAGGUCAUCCAGGCACCAGAAGCAGAAUCUUCUGGGUUUCUGCCAGGCGUGAACGGCGGGGGGCUGCGUUGGACUCGCCGGCUGAUGCAGGAGAAGUCCGACAACCAGAGCCUGGAUCAGCCCCGAGCAGCCAUUCACGAGUUUCCAGAGGACAUAUUUACCAAGGAGCAGAGGAAGAAGGGGGCUGUGUUGUUGCAUACACUCUGUGCCAUUUACAUGUUCUACGCCCUUGCCAUCGUCUGUGACGACUACUUUGUGCCUUCCCUAGAGAAAAUAUCUGAGAACCUGCAGCUCAGUGAAGAUGUGGCCGGGGCGACGUUCAUGGCUGCAGGAAGCUCCGCCCCAGAGCUUUUCACCUCUCUCAUCGGUGUUUUCAUCACUAAAGGAGACGUCGGCGUUGGCACGAUCGUCGGCUCUGCUGUCUUCAACAUCCUGGUCAUCAUUGGCCUAAGUGGGAUCUUUGCAGGCCAGACAGUGGUUUUGACAUGGUGGUCUCUUUUCAGAGAUUCCUCGUACUACAUCCUCGCUGUAUUGACCCUCAUCAUGGUUAUCUAUGAUGCCACAGUAGUCUGGUGGGAGUCUCUGCUCCUCAUGACCAUGUAUGGAAUCUACAUCAUAAUCAUGAAGUUCAACUCCCCACUUCGGGCAUUUGUGACGCGUCAGUUGAGGAGCGUCAGGCCGUGCUGCGUCGCAUCAGAGGAUCACACCGAGGACAAGAUGGUGGAGGACGUCUCCGCCUGCAACACCUCCAUGGUGCUGCUCAACAAAGGACAAGCCCAUGGUCAGGAGCCUCCUCCUGUCAUUAUGGUGGACGAGCUCCUCAUCCUCAACCCCCACAAACUGUCCUUCUCUGAGGCCGGCCUGCGCGUCAUGAUCACCCCCCACUUCUCCCCCCGCACCAGGCUCUCCAUGGCAGGACGCAUGCUCAUCAGCGAGAGACAGAGGCUGAUCCGGACUUCGAAAAACCAGUGGGACGGCGAGGCAGCCGUCGCGUCGAGAGGUGGGUCAAACAGCAACAGCCUGAAGAGGACGGGCUCCUGCAGUCUGGAGAACGGAGGAGGAGGGAGGCCGGGGAUUGGCGACGCGGAGCUGGGAGAUAAGUCAGGGGCCGAGGUUUGCCAGCAAGAGGAGGAGGAAGAGGAUGAAGAUGGGAUUUUCAGUCCCGUGCGGAUACCAGGUGGCUGCUGUGCGCGGGUGAGGUGGGUGAUCUCGUGGCCUCUGGGCCUUGUGCUCUACUGCACCGUGCCUAACUGCAUUCUGCCUCGCUGGCACCGCUGGUUCAUGGUCACCUUCGUGGCCUCCACCCUGUGGAUCGCCAUCUUCUCCUACCUCAUGGUGUGGAUGGUAACCAUCAUCAGCUUCACACUCGACAUCCCAGACUACAUCAUGGGAAUAACCUUCCUGGCAGCAGGGACCAGUGUGCCAGACUGCAUGGCAAGUCUGAUUGUAGCACGACAAGGCAUGGGGGACAUGGCAGUGUCUAACUCUAUAGGCAGCAAUAUCUUUGACAUCCUGCUGGGUCUGGGUUUCCCUUGGGCUCUGCGUACCCUUGUGGUGGACCACGGUUCAUCAAUCUCCAUAAAUAAUAAAGGACUGGUGUAUUCUGUCGUGCUGCUGCUGGCGUCCGUGUUUCUCACAGUGAUGAGUGUCCAUCUGAACCACUGGAAGCUGGAUCGCCGGCUGGGUCUGUGCCUGCUGCUUCUUUACGCCAUCUUCCUGCUCUGCUCCAUCCUCUUUGGGCAGAUGUGAGGCCCAGAGGUCAAAGGUCAAACCCUGUCAGACGACAUGCUGAGUAUUUACCUUGCUACCGACACGUACUCUUUCCUGAAGCAAAAAACAAAGAGUGACAGCAUCGUUGUGCACCUCUGUAGGUUUCGCUCGGGGGACUGCACAAACGCACACUGACGUCUUUAAUCAGUAGCACACAAUAGUUCGUUUUUUCCCUCCUUUUCGUACAGUGCAGUGUUUGAAAGCAGUCGGUCUUUUAUGUUUCAAAUCAGGUGAACCUAAAUUGUUCUGGUCCUUAUCUUGGUUGUUGCAGUUUUGUGGCUGUGCUCUGAUAUUUGUUGAUAGUUAUAAAACCUGACUGAGCUGAAAAUUUCUGUCUCCAUCCCAUAUCAAAUAUAGUUCACCCCAGUUUAAAAAUUUUAAAGGACAAAAAUGUAAUCUCCACGAACAUUUGUCGCCAAAAGUAUCAUUUCUGAGACUGUGUCCUGCUCCGAGUGAGCUUGGCAGCUGACGAGUGAACAAACUCCCGACUGCUUCUGCGUAAUAAUUCCUUUUUGAAUAACUGAUGUGCCGUCAGUGUUCAUUAAAGCAGUGCGCCGCAAGAAGUAACACACAUACACCCUCCUACACGUUGACAAACUAAUUAUUGAUUGUGCACAUCCCAUGAAUUGUUAAAAUCCCCUGCAGUGAGCACAAAUUAAGUUCUUAAUGACUCAAAGGUCUGGUUCCACCGGGUUCCAUCUCUGCGGCUCUUUGCCUCCGUCUACUGUUCAGUUUAUUUAUUUAUAUUUUUAAUGUUUGUGUUUUUUUCCGAACGCUGCUGAGCAAAUCAUUUACAGGAACAUUAGCAAGUUGGCUUUAUUAACCACAAAGCAGACAGGAAUCUAUUCUAUUAAAGACUCCGUUUAUCUGCCUGUCAUCUUCUCUGCUGCUGUAUCCACACGUCUUCUCCUCAGGAUUGGUCAGUCGCGCCUUUGUCUAGAUAUACUGCUCAAUGAGCAGAGGCAGCAGACUGCUGCAGUUCCAUAUUUACCUUAGGUUAAAUGAGACGUACCAAUAAAAAAACCACAAGGCUACAGAACAAAACAAAUUGAGAUAUUCAUCAGUGGGGGUUGUAACUUUUAUUUAAGGAGAUAAAACAUAAUUCCUCUAAAGAUUUCACCAAUGUCUGCCGUGUCAUGUAUCGGAUUAUUCGAAAUUGUCUGUUGGCACUAGAUUGGAAAACCCUCGUAUGUUUUGAAUGUACACCCAUGCAGAUUUUACCGUUAGUGUGGAAAUAUUAAAAUGCAUCAAAAUGUAGCAGGCGGCACCAACUUACAGCGAGGAACUUAAAUCCUACAAUAAGUGUCAGAAGACUUUUAGGAUAGAAGCACUGAUAUGAAAAAUUCAUAUUGUGAUAAUGUUUUAACGGUUUUUGACUCAUUACCUAUAAGCAAGCAUCGGUACAGUUCAGCGGUAAAAAAAAAUUUAUGAGCCUAGUCUUACAGUAUUUUUAGAGAUCUUAUUAUUAUGAAAUCUAAUAUAAUGUUCUUCUAUGAGUGUCACAGACUUUGAUGACUUUGCGUUCGGUUUAGUUGUAAUACCUCACGUUUAGGUACGACAAUCGAUGUUUGUAUCGUUUCUUGUACAUUUUAUGACAUUAAGUCACUUUGGUGGAACAUUUUUACUGUAGUCACGACAGAUGCAGAACAAUACAAACCCACACAAACAAAUACUACAUUUGUGUAUUAUGGCAAAUAAUGCUGCAUCUUCCAUACCUGUAUACCAUCUGCUCUCUUGUCCUAUAAGAAAACUGCAAUCUGGAUUAAUUCCCAUCUUUUGUGUUCGAGGAUGACAUGCUGUCAUUUUUAGUUAUUUAACCCAUAAAGUCAAGAUAUGUUCCACCAAAGGGAUGAGGGGUAAUUAGUGUUUUGAUGGCUGUAUAAUUAUAAUUGUCUUAUUGACAAUACUUUUUACUGUUUGUAAAGGUUCAAUAAUUUUUAGUUUUACAAUAACAAAUGUUUGACAGAGACUAGUUUUGUGGUGUUUUUGAUAUUUUUUAAAAAGAAUACAUAUUGUAAGCCUUGUGGAUUAUUAUAGAAAAUUAAUACAUAUUUUGUCACUUUGUUUAGUGGAAAAUGAAGACUUAUCAAAUUAGACUAGUGUUCUAGAACUUAAUGAAUUCAAUUGCAGUCGUGUCUUUUCAAAUUUGAAUCUUUUGUUUUUUUUAUUUCGUAUUGACUCAUUGACAUUCAACCAUGUCGCCUCAUUUCAUACAAAGGAACAUAUGGAGAGUGAGAGUCGUGUUUACAGGCUGACAUUAAGUUUAAAGAGAAUGAUGUGAGCAUACGAAAAGUUUUCCUUAUUUCAAGAGCUGAAAUGUUUCCAACAAAUUUAAAUGGCAGUGUGUAUUUACCACUUUUUUUUUUACUAAAUCGUCAUGAAAACCUUAAUGUGUUUCAUCUAUUGUUCAUACUUUCUCUCUUAGCGACAGUUUAAAAGUGUAGUGAGAUAUAACAGUUCCUCAUCUGCUCAAAUGUUGAUUUUGAUCUUAAUGGGGCUUCAGGAUGACAGAUGAAAUUCUAAAAUGUCAGAUGAAAAAAACAAAUUAUAAUUAUUAAUACUUAAUUUAUAUGUACUUUUCCAUCAGCGAUCAGGAUUUGAGGAAUAGUUUGCAGCUGAGCGUUUGUGUCACCCAAGAAAAGUCAAUCGACAGCUACUUCGAUAAUCAAUCAUUUUCAAUUAUUGGUCUUAAAUUCAAAUCUAGUAAUAAUUUCAAUACACUAGACGUGGCUACAGAACAGAACUCUGGUGCUGGUGGUUUCACAGCAAACACAGGAUGUUCUGUCUGUUCCGCUGUGACGUUGAGAGUUCGAAGGUAUUUAAGAGUUUAAAUUAAUUGCUUUAGAAAUCGUAUUGGAGCAUAGAAGACUGUUGUAUCUUGAGUGCAAUAAAAAAAAGUGCAAUAACA